Messenger RNA from Orbicella faveolata, 1754 nucleotides. Its product is annotated as protein mab-21-like 2. Lineage: Eukaryota; Metazoa; Cnidaria; Anthozoa; Scleractinia; Merulinidae. The record is from RefSeq and is a predicted model, not a curated record.
CACUGAGCAAAAUGGGACUGAAACAGCAUCAGAAACAUUUGACACAUACGGAUUGUUGUGCUGUCCGACAAGACAAAUGAAUUUGCAUAACUUGUGACAUAUUGGCGAUUUAUUGGCUGACUUGCGUUCGACUGCUGGAGUCAGACCUAAAGAGCGGAUAUCUGUUCGACAUUUGGAAGCCGCAGCUUUGCCGUUUAAUCUUCCAUGAAAUGUUAAUGUAACGGAGACCUCAGCUUAUCGACACAGGAACAAACAACGCUAAAAGGUAACUGCUUCAUCCCUGAAAUUGUCGCAAGAAUUUAAUUCAAGGAUAUUUCUCGUCGUCAGUGCCCAAGAUGAAUGUUGCUCUGGAAAGUUUCGUCAAAACGCACGCCGAGCAUUUCGUUCAACAUCGUCGAAGAAUGCUAAUGGAAAUCGAAAAAAUAAUUAAUCCAUUAUUGGCGGAAGUUAAGAAAAUUGAUGCGAAGUUUGAUUUCGAGUUGAUCAGUCCUAAUAGCCUUUUUGUCGUGAAAUCACCAAGCCACUUCGAAAUGCUUCUAAUUUUUCAAGGAAUAGACCCCGGCGAGAUUUCUAUCGAGGACGGACAAACUCCCGCGGGUUUUUCGCUAGCAAGGCUGACCGGCAAAAAGAUGGUUUCUCGCUGGAAAUUCUGCAGUGGAAACAGCAAUCCCAGCAAAGUCUAUAUGUCGGCGAAAAUUGUUAAAGAGAAGCUUUUCGAGCUUGUUAAACGAGUGGUUAACGAUGAACCCAAUAGCAGACAACAGGAAGGGAAGGUUAGCAUUGCUGUCAACGAAGCCUGCGACGACAAUACAAUUUCACUGCUGGUUAGCGGACACGAUGCGGAGCCAUUCAGCCUCGCUCUCGUCCCAGCGAUUCCUUGCCCUGGACGCUGGGUAUUUUCUGCGCACGCGUGGGAAUCCAAGCCAGCUGAUUGGGCGAACAGGAAGUUAAAAGAGGAGUUGAUACGAAGCGGUAUUCACCUAGUUGCCAGACCGUCGCCUAGCAAGUCAGGCUAUCAGUGGGAAAUUGACUUUCCAGGGCCUAUGAGAAAGCUGCUGCAAUUGGAUAUGGGCUGUCGCACAAAAUGUCUUCUUAUCCUUGAAAUCAUCAUGGAAAACAUGCAGUCCAGUAAAGAAAGAUGCGAUAGUUUUCAAUUAGAAACUCUUGUUAUGCACGUAACUGAGAAAUUUCCCAUCAGAUCCUUUUGGAGCGAUGAAAAGCUCUCCAAACGUUUCCUGGACAUAAUGAAAGAGCUACAACGGUGUCUUGCAGAAAGAAGUCUGGGCCAUAUUUUUCUCCCCAACGUAAACUUGUUUCGAGACGUGGACAAACUUGCUUUGGAGAGCUGGGAGGAAGGUGUUAAUAAAGUCUUGAGUGACCCGGAAAAAUUUCUCAACACAUUUGAACUAUUCAAGUACACCACUUCUCUGUAGACCGGGAAAAUAAACUUGAAAGAUAGCGAAAGCUGAAUAUUUCAGUACUGUAUACUGUAAAGGGUUUUAAAUAUGGCCCAAAAGUCAACGGACUUAUCUUCGCUAAGCUUUGCUGCCCCCUCGAUUUUUGAUUUGGCAUCUUUGCAAGCGGUUAUCGAGUUACUGAAAACUUUGGAGCCUUGUAAAACAUGUCAAAGGAAUUAGGGCACGAAAAGCACUCAACACGUCCUAUCCAGUUUUCCAGAUUAGAAACAUAAAUUCUCCCAACUUGUUGUGAAGCAAAAAGUUAAUAUUGCUUAUAAGAAUUUGAUGUUGCAUAAA